Molecule: messenger RNA, 1933 nt
Organism: Ciona intestinalis (vase tunicate)
Lineage: Eukaryota; Metazoa; Chordata; Ascidiacea; Phlebobranchia; Cionidae
Source: RefSeq, a predicted model, not a curated record
AGUCGUUGUGUAACGUGUCGCAUUGCCCAAGUAUGAAAACAACUGAAGUCGCGCUAAAAACAGCUGGCAGCACUGUAGCCUUUGCACUGGAAUUUUGAUGAUAAUUGCACUCAGCGUGUUACAACAUCUGCUGUGCAGUAUUUGUAGCUCAAGAACGAGAAAAAUUGUUAGGAAUUUUAUUUAAAAUGGCUACUUUAAAACAAUCUGCUGAAUGGAAGCAGCUUGAAAAUGACUACAAUGGUGUUGGAUCUACUAUUCAGAUCAAGGAUCUUUUUGCAAGUGACCCAGAAAGAUUUAAUAAAUACAGUUUAACCCUAGACACACCAGAAGGUCCUUUUCUGGUGGAUUUUUCAAAGAAUCGAGUGAAUGAUACGAUUAAACAGCAUUUGCUGGACUUGGCCAAAGCACGAGGUGUGGAAGACAUGCGUGCCAAGAUGUUUGGUGGAGAUAAAAUUAACUUUACAGAGGACCGUGCAGUCUUACAUAUUGCGUUACGCAAUCGCUCAAAUACACCAAUAUCAGUCAACGGCAAAAAUGUUAUGAAUGACGUGAAUAGUGUAUUGGAUCAUAUGAAAACAUUUUGUCAGGUAAUUCAACAUAUUGAAUACCCAGGUUUUGAGAAUUUCGAAUCCCUACUUUCUGGUGCUCACUUCAUGGACAAACAUUUUUUCGAGACACCUCUUGAAAAAAAUGUCCCAGUUACUCUAGCCAUGCUUGGUGUAUGGUAUAAUAACUUCCAUGGUGCACAAAGCCAUGCAUUGCUACCUUAUGAUCAGUAUAUGCAUCGGUUUGCUGCUUAUUUUCAACAGGGAGAUAUGGAGUCUAAUGGCAAAUACGUGACACGAUCUGGGCAUCAAGUAGAUUACUCCACAGGCCCUGUAGUAUGGGGUGAACCUGGUACUAAUGGCCAGCAUGCGUUCUAUCAACUUAUACACCAAGGCACUAAAAUUGUACCAGCGGAUUUUCUAGCUUCAGCAAAGACACAUAACCCUAUUUCGGAUGGAAAGCACCACAAGAUUCUACUUUCAAACUUCCUUGCCCAAACCGAAGCCUUAAUGAUCGGUAAAACAUCGGAACAAGUGAAAACUGAGCUGGAAAAAGCUGGAACUUCUCCUGAGGCUUUGCAAAAGAUCAUGCCACAUAAAGUAUUUUUGGGCAAUCGACCAACUAAUUCUAUCGUCUACCCCAAACUCACACCUUUUAUGUUGGGUCUACUUAUUGCAAUGUAUGAGCAUAAGAUAUUCACGCAGGGAAUUAUUUGGGAUAUCAAUUCUUAUGAUCAAUGGGGAGUUGAGCUUGGCAAACAGCUCGCAAAAAUUAUUGAACCAGAACUCUCAUGUUCUGAUGACGUCACUUCACAUGAUUCUUCAACUAACGGUCUAAUGAAGUUUUUGAAAUCACAUAUGUGAAAAUUUUCAGGAUUAAAUAAUAUAUUCAGAUUAUAGCUCUACCCUAGAAGUUAUAUAUUAUAUAACAUUUAAUUUUGCUCAAAAGAACUAUAAAGACUAUAAUUUAUUUAUAAAACUUGCUGAAAAAACCCUAAAAAUUAACCAUUCGUUUGCAGUUUAAUUAAUUUUUCAUUAGUCAUAUAACUUAAACUGUAGUUACACCUUUGCACAAGACAUAGAAAAUGUAUUUUAAGUUCUCAAACAACUACUUUUCCAGAAAAGUUUAGACUCGCUACCAAAAUAAAGUUCAUAUUUAUAAUGUAAGCACCACAGCAAAUAUAAUGCUGUACAGUUGUAUUUGCAUGUUUCACACGUUUUUCGCACAAAAUUUGUCACUUCUGUAGCCUGUUGCAAAAUUUAGUACAUACUAAUUAUAGGAACAUUUUGCAUGCAAUGUUUAAAUAUAUUAUUGUUUGCAAUUAUAUUAUAGCUCUUAUUAAUCUGUUACACAUGUUAUUAAAAUUGUUACGUUGCAGAAGUUAAAA